Neogale vison (American mink) is the source of this 924-nucleotide messenger RNA. RefSeq names its product testis expressed 52 (gene TEX52). Lineage: Eukaryota; Metazoa; Chordata; Mammalia; Carnivora; Mustelidae. The coding region runs from base 1 to 924 and encodes 307 amino acids. The record is from RefSeq and is a predicted model, not a curated record. The transcript has 3 exons.
AUGGCCAGUAGCCCACAAAGACAACCCAGAGGGCAGAAAGAUCCACCCCAUGUCCAAAAACCUUUCUUGCAGAUGGCCCAUGCCAGCGAGCCCCUCCUGCCCCCCCAAACGUGGGCUCAACGUGAGUUCCUCAUCCCCAACAAGUCCUGGGGGUGUCCCGGCUUCACCCAGCAGGCCCAGCACCGGCUGGCGCUGAGGCCGCCGCCCUGCACGGAAAUCAAGUCUGAGGUGCGUCGCCGACUCAUCUACCCCUGGAAGGACGCCCCACAGCACACGUGGGGCUUUCACACAUGGCUCGAUGUGGGCCGUUUGCCUGCCACCUUUCCCACCAGGCCCGACAGGCCCUAUGAUAGCAACGUGUGGCGCUGGCUGACGGACUCCAGGGCCCACGGCUGCCCCCCAGCAGAGCCCCCCAUCCCCCCACCCACCUGGAUGGGCCAGAACAGCUUCCUGACCUUCAUCCACUGUACCCCUAUCUUCGUGGAUGAGAACAGGAAGAACCAGGUGAUUGUCAGGACGGUACAGGAAUUGAGAGAGCUGGAGAGACUCAAGCUGAGGAGUGAAGUCAGGGCACCCCCACUGGACACCAACGGCAACAUCCUGCCCCCAAAGAAGUUCAAGAAGUACCGGCACAUCUCAGCUGGUGGAAGGUUUGAACCCCGAGGCCUCCAGCUCCUGCCCAACCCACUUCCCAGUGAUCUUGCCAGGGGCUGGCCCUGCCCGAACCCUCUGCCUCAUUACCAGGAAAAAGCGCUAAAACUGGCCUUCCUGCCCAGUGCGCCCCUGAGCCAGGACCUUGUGAGGAAGUAUCAAACCCUGAUAGAGAACCGGAUUGCCUUGCCCCUCUGUCAUCUCUCCAAGGCACCACCUGAUAAAACCAGGAAAGAAGCAAGGAAGACGAAGAGAAGACCCGGACAGAUCUAA